AUGCAUAAGCUGAUUUCUUCAGUUUAUGCAAUAUUAGAUAUACAAGAAGGCAAGUAUAGACAUGCUAAAGCAGUAUUAUACUUGGGUCCAACAUUUAUAAGAAUCCAUAGUGAUAAACAUGAUAGUAGUACUGCGUACUCUCAUAGUAAAGAUUUUGAUAACUUGAUAAAUGAGGAGCAAUUGCGUAACUUUACUACAACAACAAAUAAACAACCUAAACCUGUAGUGGUGCUUUUAACUAAUAAUAGCCCUGACAAAAAUUCUCG
This is a messenger RNA of Dentiscutata heterogama, 266 nucleotides long. The record is from the annotation of a GenBank genome assembly. Lineage: Eukaryota; Fungi; Glomeromycota; Glomeromycetes; Diversisporales; Gigasporaceae.